This is a messenger RNA of Phytophthora sojae, 1212 nucleotides long. RefSeq lists its product as hypothetical. The record is from RefSeq and is a predicted model, not a curated record. Gene Ontology annotation, biological process: mRNA splicing, via spliceosome. Gene Ontology annotation, cellular component: U2-type spliceosomal complex. Lineage: Eukaryota; Oomycota; Peronosporomycetes; Peronosporales; Peronosporaceae. The coding region runs from base 1 to 1212 and encodes 403 amino acids. The transcript has 4 exons.
AUGUCGUUAGCGUUCCUGUCCAAGAAGAGCUGGCAUACAGCCAACCUCCGCAAUGUGGAGAAGGUCUGGAUCGCCGAGCAGAAGCACGCCGCCGAGGAGAAGAAGGUCGCGGAGCUGCGCAAGAACAUCGAGGAGGAGCGGCAGCUCCAGGAGCUGCGCCAGCUGCAGGCGGCGCAGGGCAACAAGGCGGCGGCUGUGGAGCGCCUCGACUGGAUGUACGAGGGCCCGUCGGCCGCCCGGGAGAAGACGGCGGAGGAGUAUCUGCUGGGCAAAGAGUACAAGGGCGGAGACGAGAAGGCGGCCAAGGGGGACGUGGACCUGAGCGCCACCACCAAGUACGGCUCCUUAGCGCUCACGAAGAGCGCGCUGCCGGCCAACGACGCGUUCCAGCGGCUGAACGAGGACCCGAUGAUGCUCAUCCGCAAGAGGCAGCAGGCUGCUCGAGAACAGGUGCUCAAGAACCCCGUCAAGAUGAAAAAGAUCAAGGAUCAGGUGGAACGGUUGAAGGAGGACAAAAAGGCACGCAAGAAGGCCAAGAAAGCUGCCAAGAAGGAGAAGAAGCAGGCGCGUAAAGAGGAAAAGAGACGGCUCAAGAAGAAGCGCAAGCACGGAGAGGAUGACAGCGAUGCAAGUGAUCUGAGUGGAGAUGAAGAUGAGGAGAAGGCGGAUUAUCGGCGUUCCAAGCACCACCGUGGACAAGGCCGCGACCGCGAGCGAGGCAGAUCGCCGUCAAGGUCGUACAAAUCGAGGCGUAAACCUCUGGAUACGGAAGGGAAGUAUGGUCUCAUCAGCAAGGCGGGAGCUGUGGAAUCCAAAGAUGUUGAUAAAACCUCGUUGGGACCCAACGCCAAGUACGUGGCCAAGGCCCGAGAGGCUAAACGCCUUGAGGAAGAGGAGCGCCGUCGCAAAUUGGGCAAGACGUCUUCUCACCGGGAAUCUCGUGCGCUGACGGACGAGGAGAAGCAGCGCAUGGCGCAGCAAAUGGUCGAAGACGCCAAGCAGCGCGACGAAUACAUCGCGAAGCGUGCGUCCCGGAAGAAGGACGAGCUAGACAAGCGCGAGCACGAAGCCACGAGCAGCAACCCAGAAUUCCUCCGGGAACUGCACUCGGCGGCAUAUCUAGAUGGCGAGAGCAACAUGGGCGAUCGUCUUCGCAGAAACGCCCACUACAUUCAGCGAAAGGCUGAUUCCUCCAACUUCCUUUCCAAGUAA